CGUUUUUAUUCUAGGGUUUCACUCUCUCUCUCUCUCUGAAUCAAUCACAAUCCCAAAACCAAGCCAUGGCCGAGAUCAUGAACAUGCCCGUCGACUCCUUGGACCGCCGUCGCGACCGCAAAGACAAAUCCUCCGAAGAGCCCCCUCCUCCUCCACCUCCUCAAUCCUCCUCCCCGUCCCAACAACAACCGCCGCCGCCGCAACAGCCCUCCCGACGACGCGACCGAGACGAAAAGGAGAGGGAGAGGGACCUCGACCGCCCGCCUCGCCGCCCGGACUACUACGAACGGGGAAAUCGCUCCCCUCCGCCUCCGAGGGAGAGAGAUAGAGACAACAGGGAUUACAAGCGCCGCGGCAGCCUCAGUCCCCCGCCUCCCUAUAGAGACCGCGGCCGGCACUCGCCGCCUCCGUUUAAGCGCUCUAGGAGGGAAGAUGGAGGCUACGACGGCAGGCGAGGGAGUCCCCGAGGCGGCGGCUUUGGACCUGGAGGAGGUGAUCGGAGGUCUGGAUAUGAUUAUGCAAGUGGAUAUGAGCGGGAGAUGGGGGGUAGACCUGGUUAUGGUGAUGAUAGGCCUCAUGGUCGUUAUGCUGGACGCUCAUCUGGUGGCUAUGGUCCUUCUGACUGGGAUUCAGGACGUGCUGGUUUUGGCGAUGCUUCCAAUACUGGGGCCACUCAAAGAGAAGGCUUGAUGUCAUACAAACAAUUCAUCCAAGAACUGGAAGAUGACAUUUUGCCAGCUGAAGCUGAGCGCAGAUAUCAAGAAUACAGGGCAGAGUAUAUAUCGACUCAGAAGCGAGCUUAUUUUAAUGCUCAUAAAGAAGAGGAAUGGCUAAAAGACAAAUAUCAUCCCACAAACUUACUUACUGUAAUUGAAAGGAGAAAUGAAAUAUCACGGAAAACGGCAAAGGAAUUUCUGCUUGAACUACAAAGUGGAUCCUUAGACUUAGGUCCAGGUUCCUCAGCCUCAAAUAAAUCUGGACAUACUAGUGAACCGAAUUCUGAUGAUGAAGCUGAUGUGGAUGGCAAAAGAAGACGUCAUGGGAUAGAGCCGAAUAGAGAAAAUGAUCUUGUUUCUACUGCUCCUAAGGCUCACCCAGUCAGUUCUGAUCCAAGGCGUAUACGAUUUGACGUUGAACAAGCUCAAGCCCUUGUCCGCAAACUUGACUCUGAAAAAGGAAUUGUUGAGAAUGUCUUGUGUGUACCUGAGAAUGACAAAAUGAACAGAGAAAAAUCUCAUGGUGGUUCCACUGGUCCUGUUGUUAUUGUACGUGGUUUGACAUCUGUUAAGGGCCUAGAGGGUGUUGAGCUACUUGACACCCUUAUCACCUAUCUUUGGCGCGUACAUGGUGUAGAUUAUUAUGGGAUGAUUGAGUCAAACGAUGCUAAAGGUUUGAGGCAUGUGAGAGUAGAGGCAAAAGGUUCCGAUGUAGGUAGUAAUGGAGCCGAGUGGGAAAAGAAAUUAGACUUGCAUUGGCAAGAGAGAUUGCACAGUCAAGAUCCCUUGGAAGUAAUGACUGCCAAGGAUAAGAUAGAAGCUGCUGCUUUACAAGGCCUAGAUCCCUUUGUGCGGAAGAUUAGGGAUGAAAAGUAUGGCUGGAAGUAUGGUUGUGGUGCCAAGGGUUGCACUAAGCUCUUUCAUGCUGCUGAAUUUGUUCACAAACAUCUCAAGUUAAAACACCCUGAGCUACUGGUGGAUGUCACUGUGAAAAUGCGGGAGGAUAUAUAUUUUCAGAAUUACAUGAAUGAUGCAGAGGCGCCGGGUGGAACUCCUGUUAUGCAGCAAUUGAUAUUGAGGGAUAAACCACAGAGACGCAGGCCAGGUAUGGAGAAUAGAUUGAAAGAUGAGCGUGGUAAUCGAAGAGAACGAGAUAACCGAGCCAAUGGUGGUGAGAGGUAUGAUAAUAUGCAACAAGGUGAAUUCCAGUCCAACAAUGAUGGCCAAGAUGGAGGAAAUCAUGAUGAACCAAUGUAUGAUAAUUUUGGUGGACAAGGCAUGCAUGGUGGUCCUCCUUUCACAUCAGAUAUGAACCCACCACCUGUAUUGAUGCCUGUGCCUGGUGCUGGUCCACUUGGGCCUUUCGUUCCUGCUCCACCUGAAGUCGCAAUGCAGAUGCUGCGAGAUCAAGGUGGUCCUCCACCCUUUGAAGGCAGUGGUAGAAAUAUGUGGGCUGGACCUCAAAUGAGUGGGCCAGCCCCUAUUCUUGCUUUGUCCCCAGCUUUUCGGCAGGAUCCUCGACGUUUAAGAAGUUAUCAAGAUCUUGAUGCACCUGAGGAUGAAGUCACAGUGAUAGACUACAGGAGCUUGUAGAUAGUUUCCAACUGUAUAAUUGCAACUUGCUUCACAGGCAAACUUUUGUACGUUCCCUGUGAGUUACGUUGAAUGCACUCAUUUUUGUUGAUGAGGGUAUUUCUUGUUAAGGUCAUUAGCAAGAUGUGCUGUUGGUGAUUUAACUCACUAUUCUGUUGCUACCUUUGAUUCCCCGAGAUUCUGACCGGUAAUUAAUUAAUGUUUUCCGGGUCGGAUAUUGGUUGGUCUGAAAAUAUUUGCUUAUGGUUGUAAAUUGGAGUUGUGGAGAACAGAUUUUAAGCGACUCUACAUUCCUUUU
Molecule: messenger RNA, 2607 nt
Organism: Argentina anserina (silverweed cinquefoil)
Lineage: Eukaryota; Viridiplantae; Streptophyta; Magnoliopsida; Rosales; Rosaceae
Product: serrate RNA effector molecule
Exons: 12
Coding region: 66-2309 (747 amino acids)
Biological process (GO): primary miRNA processing; mRNA processing
Cellular component (GO): nuclear body
Source: RefSeq, a predicted model, not a curated record